Messenger RNA from Engraulis encrasicolus (European anchovy), 2495 nucleotides. RefSeq names its product RPA-related protein RADX. Gene Ontology annotation, biological process: regulation of DNA repair. The transcript has 15 exons. The record is from RefSeq and is a predicted model, not a curated record. NCBI's taxonomy places the organism in Eukaryota, Metazoa, Chordata, Actinopteri, Clupeiformes, Engraulidae. Gene Ontology annotation, molecular function: single-stranded DNA binding. Bases 7 to 2388 code for a protein of 793 amino acids. Gene Ontology annotation, cellular component: replication fork.
UUAAAAAUGGCGUCGUCCGCUGGUUCUCUUCAGCAUCCAAGUUGUGCGUUGGAGAGGGUUUUGAGAAAGUUAAGCGGCAAACGUGCAGAUACAGGCCACAUACGAACAUGUCAAGAGCUUCUGUAUGUCUUGUCUGUUGACCGUUACACGAGAGACGCAAAUUUCGCUGUUUAUUUCCAAAGAAGUAUCAACGCAACAGACAGCUUGUACGAUGCCACUUUGACAGACGGCGAUUGUAAGGUUCGAGUCUCCGUUGAGCCGAGAUUAAAUAACCUUAUUGAGAAAAACAUAUUACGAUGUGGCAGUACCAUAAAAAACGUGGAGUUAUACUUGGAAGAAAACACUGAGGGUGGUAGUGUCGAUAUUCUUGUGACAAAUCUAGAAGUGGACCAGAGCGCCGACCAGGAUGCUGCUCUGCGCGCGCUGUCAGGCGUAAAUGUCAAAACAUUGCCGUGGUGCGCAGGAGGAGCAGAACCCAGUCCUCUUCCACUGCGAUCACGGAGAGGCACUUAUCUCCCACUGUGGACCGACAACGACUUCUUUGGAGAAAUGUGGCGUGACCAGCCACCUGAAAACGCAAGAGAAAGGAACAAGACUGGUCGUCCAGUUACACUGAGAGAAGUGCGCCACCGCUUUCUGACUGAUGGAAAACUUAUUCGUGGAGACAUUCGUAUCAGAAUCCUCCAGAAGUCCAGACUAAUGCACUAUGGCAAAACAGACCAGAGUUGCUUAUAUCCAUACAGGGCUGAGCUGCAGGUGGCUGAUGGGUCAGCAAGUGUUACGGCAGUCCUGUGGAACUCCAUGUGUGUGGAGUGGUACAGGCGUCUACAUCCAGGCAUGGUGCUGCACCUUAGUCACUUCAGAGUGAGAGAGAGCUUCAGCCAUCGCAUGGGCCAGAACCCAGAGCGGGACAUAGAGAUCAGUUUGAACUCCUCUCACCCAGAAGCCAUCAUUUCCAUAGUGUCAUCAGUGUCUCCAGACUGGUGCUUACCUGACGUACCACAUCACUUUUGUAAGGGGAGUGACCUCCAAAGCAUUCCCCACGGCAGCAUCUGCGAUGUGCUGGGCCUGGUUAUCUUUGUUGGCAGGCCAGAGUGCACCCAAAUUAAAGAUAGAAAGAUGGACAUUUUUCGCUGGAUCCAGUUGGAGGAUGGGUCCUCUGAUCAACCAAUCAUGGUGAAGUUGUACUCCACAUCCCAGCCUGAUGUUCACAGCGCAAUCCAACCAAUGGCUGUAUUUGUCUGCACCAGACUCAAAUUGGUCAAAGGAUCAGAGUUCUACUACCUGACCAACACACAGUACACACAGCUGUACUGCACAGGCACUGGCCGGCCUCUUACAAUCCCCUACAAAGGAAUCCGCCCAUUCAGACAGUUUCUGCAAUGGCUCGAUCAGAUGGAUGAGAACGAUGUGAUGAACCGCUCGGUGGUUGGAGGGUACUUCAUUUUUCCACCCCCUCCAUCUACACUCACAACGUUUAUGGAGGAAUGGAAAGAGCAAUCUGGGCUGCUCCGUGGAGAUGAGCUGAGAGUGCGCUGUGAGAAACUGCGCUACAGGGAGUCACAGCGGUUUUGUGUCCAGUGUACUAUUGGCACAGUAGAGUAUCAUCACCAGGAUGACACCCAUCUGAGUUUCCUCUCGUCGUCUUCUCUCACUGCUCCUACAAGCCCAGGAGAUCUCCCACAAACAAGACGGAGCACACCAAGACCACAGAAAAGACCAAACCCCAUCACAGCAGGAACUCCCAAGAGGAGACGGUGUUUGCCUUCAUCUGAGCCUGAAGAGGUUUCAGAAAGUGAUUUGUCUCUUUUUGAUAGUGCCUUGGAGUUUCUAAUUGGAGACGAGAGAGAUUUAGAUGCUGCCAGCGACGAAGACGGUGACAAUGACAGUUUUUUCUCAGUGGACACUAGCCCAUCAACCAGCCCUUUCAGUCUCUCCCAAGCUGCCAUGGAAACCAUUCCAAGAAGCUUCUGUUUCCGUCGGCGACACGUUCAGGCCAGCGCAACAGGUCUCCAGCCCAGCAGCUUCCAGAAGCUCCUCCCAUUUGAGGAGCUGGACUCAUUCAGUCCUGCAAAGUUCUACCAUGGCCAUUACACGCUGCAGUUGCGAGUUCUGUCGGAUAGAGUGGUCCUGAAUGCUCUUUUCUUCCCUGCGUCUGUGGACACCAACCACUGGAGGCCCCUCCCACAAACACAUGCCAAUAGCUGGGAGAGUAUCCUGUCGCAUGGGGGCUUCUCACCCCACAUCCCAAACCCAAGUCCAGUGGACUUGAUGGCCACCAGAUCUCAGCUGGCAAAUCAGAAGUUUGUGUGUGUACUGGAAGCGUGUUCGCUGGGCAGGAAUAGACUAGAGUUGGUCCUGAGUCGAGCCUUUCUCCUGCAGAGCUAAGAUGGAACACUUGAUGCAUUCAUUGAUGGCUGAUAUGCAGAGUUCACACUCCUGAGAGUUACUCGCUUGAAACCUUUGUACUGAAAUAAAUAUGAAAAGCACUUUAA